CGGGCCGCGGCGGCUCCCCGCAGGCCUAGGAAGCCAUGGCGAAGACUUACGACUACCUCUUCAAGCUGCUGCUGAUCGGCGACUCCGGCGUGGGCAAGACGUGCGCGCUCUUCCGCUUCAGCGAGGACGCCUUCAACGCCACCUUCAUCUCCACCAUCGGCAUUGACUUCAAGAUCAGGACGAUUGACCUCGAUGGGAAGAAAAUCAAGCUCCAGAUCUGGGACACGGCUGGGCAGGAGCGCUUCCGGACCAUCACCACGGCGUAUUACCGAGGGGCCAUGGGCAUCAUGCUGGUCUAUGACAUCACCAACGAGAAGUCCUUCGAAAACAUCCGGAACUGGGUCCGAAACAUCGAAGAGCACGCCUCUCCGGACGUUGAGAAGAUGAUCCUCGGAAACAAGUGUGAUAUGAAUCACAAGCGGCAAGUGACCCGAGAGCAAGGAGAAAAGCUGGCCAACGGCUUUGGGGUGAAGUUCAUGGAGACCAGCGCAAAAGCAAACAUCAAUGUGGAAAACGCCUUUUUCACGCUCGCCAGGGACAUCAAGACCAAAAUGGACCGGAAACUGGAAGGCAACAGCCCGCAAGGAAGCAGCGGCAGCGGCGGGAGCAGCCAAGGCCUGAAGAUCGGCCCCGACCCGGAGCAGAAGAAAGCCAGCUUCUUCCGAUGCCUCCUCCUCUGAGCACAUUCUCUCCCUCUCUCUCUCUCUCUCUCUCUCUCUCUCUGAAAUCGACUCGAUUCGGUGUCCUCAGAUCUCGCCUGUCGCCGAAUGAUUUCCCUCUCGACGGAGGAUCUCGUCAGAAUCACGUUACUUAAGUAUGACGCGCCCCGGUUUGCACUGCAUUGCAUCACGGAUAAAGAGGACGGUAGCUGGCCCUGAAAAGCACCCCCCACAGAUGGCCACCCAGCUCCUGCUCAGUAAUAUUAUUAUUAUUAGUAAUAAUAAUAAUAGCAGUAGCAGUAAGAAUAAAUUAUUAUUAUUAUUAUUAUUAUUAUUAUUAUUAUUAUUAUUAUUAUUAUUAUUUUAGGAAGCCCCCAAAGGCCACCCAGUCCAGCCCCUUUCUUCCUUCCAGGCUGGAAAAGCACCAUCAAACCCUCCCGACAGAUGGCCAUCCAGCUCCUGCUCAGUAAUAUUAUUAAUAAUAGUAAUAAUAAUAGUAGUAAUAAUAAUAGUAAUAAUAGUAGUAGUAGUAAGAAUAAAUUAUUAUUAUUAUUAUUAUUAUUAUUAUUAUUAUUAUUAUUAUUAUUAUUAUUUUAUGAAGCCCCCAAAGGCCUCCCAGUUCAGCCCCUUUCUUAAUUCCAGGCUGGAAAAGUACCAUCAAAGCCCUCCCGACAGAUGGCCAUCCAGCUCCUGCUCAGUAAUAAUAUUAAUAGCAAUU
Anolis carolinensis (green anole) is the source of this 1377-nucleotide messenger RNA. It is a transcript of the gene rab8a, whose product is annotated as RAB8A, member RAS oncogene family. Gene Ontology annotation, biological process: endocytic recycling; neurotransmitter receptor transport to postsynaptic membrane; protein localization to plasma membrane. Gene Ontology annotation, cellular component: synaptic vesicle; plasma membrane; dendritic spine. The transcript has 8 exons. The record is from RefSeq and is a predicted model, not a curated record. Gene Ontology annotation, molecular function: GTPase activity; GTP binding. Lineage: Eukaryota; Metazoa; Chordata; Lepidosauria; Squamata; Anolidae. Bases 36 to 680 code for a protein of 214 amino acids.